This is a messenger RNA of Cylindrotheca closterium, 972 nucleotides long. NCBI's taxonomy places the organism in Eukaryota, Bacillariophyta, Bacillariophyceae, Bacillariales, Bacillariaceae. The record is from the annotation of a GenBank genome assembly.
AUGACAAAUCAAGGAAAAAAGAAAUGGUUCAACAAAAAGAAGAAGGAGGAGACAAUAGAGGAUUUCAUUCCGCCAUACCUAGGAAACAUGGUCCUUCCAUAUCAUGGAGAUUUCUGUUUUUCGAGAAUAUUUCACUACAAACUUCUGUGUCAGCUUUGUUCUGAAGGAUUUUUGCCAAUCGCCACGGAUGGUGUCCUAUUGCCAAAGCUACAUGCCCAACGCUGCGUCAUUGCUCUCCCUACGGAUCUCCAUAUCAGCAAAUCAACGAGAAAGAAAUCAAAGAAGUACAGUGUGACCGUCAACAAGGCAUUUGAUCAAGUAAUAAUUGGAUGUCAACAACAACAUGGUGAUAGAUGUUGGCUUUACCCUCCACUAGUCAGGGCGUUUAAGGAGAUCAAUCAACGUGGGCAUGUCAACGCGGAAGUCUUUGAAGAUAAAGGGAGGCGGUCGACGGGGCGGGUUUGCCCUGUGCGGUUAUAUUCAAUUGAAGUUUGGGAUUCUGACAAGAACAUGGUUGCUGGAGAGCUCGGAUAUACGGUCGGGAGCAUAUACACAAGUCUCACAGGCUUCUCAUCGCAAGACAGUGCUGGUUCUGUACAACUCUGUGCUUUGGGGAAAAUGCUUUGCUCAUUGGGCUUUUCAAUGUGGGACCUGGGUAUGGAAAUGGCAUAUAAGUUUAGUCUUGGCGCAAAGCUAAUGCCACGAGAACAAUUUUUGAAUCAUGUUUGGAGCGUGAGAGAACCAAAGGGCUUUCUUGUAUUACCCGCAGACCACGAGGCUUUGAAUGCAAAGUGUUUAAUUGAUGAACUUCCACUGUGCGAUGCGGUACAGAGCAAAGUGGAAACGGAAGAGACAAAUGGGAACAAUGCCAAAGGAAAAGUCCAAACAAAGCAUCCAUCUUCGUCCCAGAAAGAAUGCGUACCCCCAGAGAAGAAAAGGUUGAAGAAUACUCAAAGCACUGCACCUAUGUGA